UAAACUGUAAUGCUGCAACCCUCGCCCCGGCCUCACCGGGGCAGUACUAGUAAACUGUAAUAACGGGCUACAGGCAGUUUCGAGGAAUGUGACUCGAAUGUAAACAGUGUUCAGGUGCUAGCUAACGUUAACAGUAACUGUAGCUUACUUUGAUUUUGUCGCCGCUUGAUCGCACACAGUUAUGGUUUCCAGAUCGAUACCUCAAGUUGAGAUGGCAUUAUUGUACUGAUUCAUUAUUCACCGUCUCCCUCUCCCUCUUGUAGUUUGAUUGCAUACAUGAUUCGUCGGCUGUCACAAUGACCAAAGACAUUGUUGUUGGAGAUGAAUUACCAGACUGGGUGGGGGCUAAGGAGUUCUACCAGAAAUAUGACCCCAAGGAGGUUAUCGGCAGAGGUGUGAGCAGUGUGGUGCGCAGGUGUGUGCACAGACUCACUGGUCAGGAGCUUGCAGUGAAGAUUAUUGAGAUCACAGCAGAGAAAAUGACUGCUCAGCAGCUGGAGGAGGUGAAAACCUCUACACUGAAGGAGAUCCAAGUCCUCAACAUGGUGAAGGAACAUCCCUCAAUCAUUACUCUCAUUGAUUCCUAUGAGUCCGCAACCUUCAUAUUUUUGGUGUUUGACCUCAUGAGGCGAGGAGAGCUGUUUGACUACCUCACAGAGAAAGUUACUUUGAGUGAGAAGGAAACCAGGAGUAUGAUGCGAGCUCUGCUGGAGGCCGUGCAGUACCUCCACUCCCUCAGCAUCGUCCACCGGGACUUAAAACCUGAGAAUGUUCUCCUGGAUGAUCAGGGACACAUCAAACUGUCGGACUUUGGUUUCUCAGUGCAGCUACAGCCUGGAGAGAAACUUAGAGAGCUCUGUGGGACACCUGGUUAUUUGGCUCCUGAAAUACUGAAAUGUUCAAUGGAUGAAAUGCACACAGGCUAUGGCAAAGAGGUUGAUCUCUGGGCAUGUGGAGUGAUCCUUUUCACCUUGCUGGCCGGCUCACCACCGUUCUGGCAUCGCAAACAGAUGCUGAUGCUGAGGAUGAUCAUGGAGGGGCGCUAUCAGUUCAGCUCCCCAGAGUGGGAUGACAGAUCUGACACUGUGAAGGACCUGAUAUCCAGACUGCUGGUGGUGGACCCAGCUGUCCGUCUCACUGCUGAGCAAGCCUUAGCACAUCCCUUCUUCAGACUGUACCAGAAGGAGGACGUGCGGCUCUUCAGUCCCAGAAAGACAUUUAGGGUGUUGAUAGUCAGUGUGCUGGCCUGCAUCAGGAUGUACAGCCGUUACCGCAGGGCACGGCCGCUGACUCGGGAGGUGCUGGCCAGAGAUCCUUACUCCCUUCGUGGUGUUCGCAAACUCAUCGACGGCUGUGCCUUCCGCAUUUACGGGCACUGGGUGAAGAAAGGGGAGCAGCAGAACCGAGCCGCCCUCUUUCAGAACACAGCUAAGAUCAUGCUGCUGGGCCUGGAGGACUUUGAAACAUAAAAGGUCAACCUCAUUCCUAACCACUUAGAUUUUUAUUUAAACAUUUGCAUGUGCUGUCAUGUCAGUGUUUGUCUUGUUGCAGUUUUGUAGUCUUGUAUUUAAUUUUAAGACGAGGAAUUCAGGGGCCAGGGAAGUUUUGUAUGCCUUAAUGCACAUUCGUUCAGCAAUUUGAAAAUAAGCAUGUGUAUAACGUCAUGUUCCGUAUGUGCCCCGAUCGAAGUCUGUGGCUGUUUGAGAUGCUUCUUGUCAGGGCAUGAUAUUUGCAAUGCCAGUUUGCAGUAAAGGACACAUCGCACAAUCGUUUGAUAAAACACAUUUUACUUGUUGAUCGUCAGUUCUAACUGAGGAAAGGACGUGUUUCUAAGCACUGUGUGGCUGAAGCGAACAUUAAAGCACUGUGAUUAAUUAUUUAAUAGAUAAUUACACAUUGUACAGAUGCUAAGAUUUACAUAAUUCCAGUGUUACAAAUCAGUAGCAGAGGGUUUUUUUGCAGAGAAUCUUGUUGUUGUCGUGCAUGCAGACAUUCCUCAGUAGGAAACUCAUCUCCACUAAUCGUGAAGGCUGUCUGUUACUGUAUUUCCUAUUGUGACUCACCAACACCAUUCCCUGCUCGGUUCAUUCUUCAGUUUAAUACGUGGCUCUUUUCCUGAAAGUGCCUGCCUGAGAAAUGUACAGCAAUUGUACAAAUGCAGAUAUAAAUUGUACUGUGUAUGAAGAAAAGAAAGAUUUUAUUGACAAUAAAACUAAUGUUUAAGUCGGA
Messenger RNA from Scatophagus argus, 2229 nucleotides. RefSeq names its product phosphorylase kinase, gamma 2 (testis) (gene phkg2). Gene Ontology annotation, cellular component: phosphorylase kinase complex. Bases 297 to 1469 code for a protein of 390 amino acids. NCBI's taxonomy places the organism in Eukaryota, Metazoa, Chordata, Actinopteri, Scatophagidae. The transcript has 10 exons. The record is from RefSeq and is a predicted model, not a curated record. Gene Ontology annotation, molecular function: phosphorylase kinase activity; ATP binding; calmodulin binding. Gene Ontology annotation, biological process: protein phosphorylation; glycogen biosynthetic process.